AAGGAAAAAAAAAUUAAUUAUUUUAAUAAUCGCAAUCUUUGGCGCUGUCGUGUUAUUGAUUCUUGGUGCAAUGUUCAUACUUUUGCUACGAAGAAAAGGUCUAAAGAGACUAGGGGCCAAGAAGACGGGACACAGGAAAAAUACUAAUUCUCUAUUAUUUGAACUAAGUGAACUUAGAAACGCCACAAAUAAUUUCUCGGAGAAAAAUAAGCUGGGAGAAGGUGGAUUUGGGCGAGUAUACAAGGGACUGCUCGGAAAUGGGCAGCAAAUAGCAGUGAAAAGGCUAUCUGGAACAUCAAGGCAAGGACUCGUAGAAAUGAAAAACGAGGUGCUUUUUGUGGCUAAGCUUCAGCACGGGAAUCUUGUAAGAUUGCUGGGUUGUUGUCUGGAAGAGAACGAGAAGCUUCUAGUUUAUGAGUAUCUCACUAACACCAGCCUUGAUAAAUUCUUAUUUGAUCCUGCAAAAAAAAGGUUUCUGGACUGGGAAACAAGAUUUAAGAUCAUCGAAGGAAUCGGGCGGGGCCUUCUUUAUCUACAUGAAGAUUCACGGCUUAGAAUCAUACACCGAGACCUAAAAGCAAAUAGCAUUUUAUUAGACGCGAACAUGAAUCCUAAAAUUUCAGACUUUGGCCUGGCCAAAAUCCUUUCCAUUGAUGAAACUCAAAGAAACACAAAUCAAAUUGCUGGCACAUAUGGGUAUAUGGCGCCAGAAUAUGCAUUACACGGCCUCUUCUCAACAAAAUCUGAUGUAUUCAGCUUCGGGGUGCUAAUACUAGAGAUCAUAACUGGAAGAAAAAAUAGCUGUUUCCAAGGUUCAGAUCAUGCAAUGGACCUUCUUAGCUAUGUUUGGCAAUAUUAUAAGAAAGGAAUGGCAAUAAAAGUUGUUGAUCGGAGUUUAUGUGAUAAAUUCCAAACACAAGAGGUAUUGAAAUGCGUACAGAUUGGGUUGCUUUGCGUGCAAGAUGACCAACUUCUGAGACCAAAUGUGGCUUCAUUGACUCUGAUGCUUAGCAGCCACUCUGUAAUGUUUCCAGCCCUGACGAAGCCCGCCUUCAACGGUGAUGAGAGCAUUUGCAGUGAAGAUUUUUCAAUCUCGAGCAAAGAUCUUAAUUCAACAAAGCUUGAUGAGCAGAUGGAUGGUGCUUCGAGUGAUGAGUCAUGGAAGAAAGAUAAUCAUGCAGGGUCUUCUAGAAGGAAGAAAAGGUUGAAGCAGAGGUAUGGCAAUUAUACGCCGCCUUGGGUUUCUGUUAACGAUGUUACCUUACCUGAAAUGGAAGUUCGAUAGACAUUUUCUAUCCAAAUUAACUGUUAGGAAAAUACUUAAUUUUUAUGCCAAAAAAAGUGAAGAAAAUGAUAAAAAGGGUAUUUACAUACAUACCACCAAUUCCAAUGUAUUUACAUAUCUAACACCUAAGCUUUGCUUUUUACAUUAUUGCCUCCACAAAUAUUUUAUGUCAGUACAUCGAAAAUAUGAUUGCACGAAUCUCGAGAGGGAUCAUGUGAAGAAGGAAAUAAAGGAUCAAGCCAUCUGGUGACAUUUCGGUCCAUCGAAUCAUGGGCUUACCGGAUGAACAUUGGUUCGAGCUAAAGAAUGUCACACACGACAACGUAACUGAUGCAAGGGCAUUCACAAGGUCAACGAUCGCUUAGCAGAACUCUCACCUGACAUUCUAUGAAGAUUUAUGGCCCAAAUGAAGGAUUUCUGUCAGAUAAUGGUGACGCAUCCUGUCUGUUGAAGUAUUCUUUCUUGAGGACAAUGAGACUUCACGACGGAUCCUCACAAAAAAGUCGAUCGAGGAUUUGUCAGCCCACCGAGCGAUUUUAACCGACCGAGCAAAGACCAAAUGAUCAGACAGAGCAGUUAUGAAUAUAAAACGGUACCAGGGGCAGUUAAAGAUAUGAAACGACGUCAAUAACAGUUACCAGGGUUAAAACAUGCCAAAGUUGGUUAGAAAUAUGUAAAAGUGUAAUGACCUCAUAAUUGUAUUGUAAAGUUUCCAUUAAGUG
Messenger RNA from Phalaenopsis equestris, 2007 nucleotides. RefSeq names its product cysteine-rich receptor-like protein kinase 10. Gene Ontology annotation, molecular function: ATP binding; protein kinase activity. Gene Ontology annotation, biological process: protein phosphorylation. The coding region runs from base 71 to 1285 and encodes 404 amino acids. The transcript is spliced from 6 exons. Lineage: Eukaryota; Viridiplantae; Streptophyta; Magnoliopsida; Asparagales; Orchidaceae. The record is from RefSeq and is a predicted model, not a curated record.